AUUCAGGCACCGUGACGCCUCCAACAUCUCUACCAAUACAUUCACACUUCAACAACCAACAUCCGACGACGGCAACUCUCUUCAAACCUCCCGCCAAUCUCGCACAUCCGUUUCGUCCUCCAUAUUUGUCUAUCCGGCUCUGUCGGCCGCGGAAAGAGAGAGGGAGAGAGCAAAGGAAGAUAAACCUCGCCAUCCAAGAUGGGAGCCCUCCUGUCGCUUCCCCUGCUGGCAGUGCCCAGCGCUGGCACGCUGAUGUCCUUCGCCGCUAGCUGCUGCGGCGCCGCGACAUGCUCCAUGGUCUGUAGCGCGUGCGGGAAAUGCGGUAACAGUGUCGCAACCCGUAUCGCAUAUGCCCUCCUCCUCCUCGUCAACUCGAUACUCUCUUGGAUUAUGCUCACCCCCUGGGCUAUCGAGAAGCUACAGCAUCUGAUGCUCGACUACGUCAAGAUCAACUGCCCGAACGGGCAGUGCUACGGAUGGUUGGCUGUCCAUCGAAUCAACUUCGCCCUGGGCCUGUUCCACCUCAUCUUCGUCGGUCUCCUUUUCGGUGUCGCCUCCUCUAAGAAUCCGCGGGCCUCCCUCCAGAACGGCUUCUGGGGACCCAAGAUCAUCGCCUGGCUCGCCUUCAUCGUCUUGUCCUUCCUCAUACCUGAUCCCUUCUUCCAGGCCUGGGGCAACUACGCCGCCUUCGUCGGCGCCAUGCUCUUCCUCAUACUCGGCCUCAUCCUCCUCGUCGACCUCGCGCACACCUGGGCUGAAUACUGCCUCGAGAGGAUUGAAAACAGCGAAUCGAGAGUCUGGCGGGUUGUCUUAAUCGGCUCGACCCUCGGCAUGUAUUUCGCUUCGCUCGCCAUGACCAUCGUGCAGUACAUCUUCUUCGCGCGGAGCGGCUGCUCGAUGAAUCAGGCAGCCAUCACGAUCAACCUGCUCCUCUGGAUUAUUAUCUCGUUCGUCUCGGUGCAUCCGGCUGUCCAGGAGCACAACCCCAAGGCCGGCCUCGCGCAAGCCGCCAUGGUUGCCGUCUACUGCACCUACCUGACCAUGUCCGCCGUCUCCAUGGAACCCGACGACAGGCUGUGCAAUCCUCUUAUCCGCGCCCAGGGCACGCGGACGACGUCCGUCGUCAUUGGCGCCAUCGUCACGAUGCUGACGGUCGCGUACACGACGACGCGAGCCGCGACGCAGAGCCUCGGCCUCGGCAACAGCCGCGGCGGCAUCCGGCUCUCCGACGACGAACACGACCUCGUGACGCAGCAGCCGAGCGGCCGGCGCGAGAUGCGGGCCGAGGCGCUGCGGCGGGCGGUCGAGGAGGGCAGCCUGCCGGCGGACGCGCUGUCUGACGACGACGACGAGAGCGACGGCACCAAGGGGCCCGGGGACGACGAGCGCAGCAGCACCCAGUACAACUACGCCGUGUUCCACAUCAUCUUCUUCCUCGCGACGUGCUGGGUGAGCACGCUGCUGACGGGCACGGUCGAGGGUCUAGACGACUUGCCGGAGCACGGUGGCAGCGACUUCGCCACCGUCGGGCGCACGUACUGGGCCAGCUGGGUCAAGAUCGUGAGCGCGUGGAUCUGCUACGGCAUGUACGCCUGGACGCUCGUCGCCCCGAUCGUGCUGCCGGACCGGUUCGACUUCUCGUAGCGCGCGCAGAAAGGAGAGGUAGUUUGAAAUACUUACUAGCAGGAGUAGUUGGUCGUCGUAUUUUUUAGGGGGGAGUCUGUGGGAUGAUUCGUCACCUUUUUUUGAGGGGGAGGGGGGCCGCGAAGCGGACGGUUUCCGAGCCCAUCAUAGUAGUAGUACAUGCGUUACGUCCAAAGUAAACUAACCACCUAUCAUUAUCGAUGGCGGCGCAAUUUGCGUCGGGGUGAAUGGACGGUCGGCAGGUCGGCCGGGCGAAGGGGAUUGUAGGGGGAGAGAGACUCGGGGCGCGCCGACGACAAAAGUACGUCGAGCGGGGUGU
Durotheca rogersii is the source of this 1963-nucleotide messenger RNA. RefSeq names its product TMS membrane protein/tumor differentially expressed protein. The transcript is spliced from 3 exons. Lineage: Eukaryota; Fungi; Ascomycota; Sordariomycetes; Xylariales; Xylariaceae. The coding region runs from base 199 to 1644 and encodes 481 amino acids. Gene Ontology annotation, cellular component: membrane. The record is from RefSeq and is a predicted model, not a curated record.